UUCAAAUGCAACUCAGCUACUCUUACUGAGGGAUAAUGUCUGAUCUGGGCCUAAACACACAGACAGUCUCAGUGUGAGGAUGCUGAGCCGAACAGAACACAGAGGUGUAUGCAAGCUUCUGUCAUCAGUGAUGUCUGGCACAGAGGCUCAUACAGACAGAGAGGAGGAUUACAGGUUCCUCCACAGCAUGUUGAUGGAGAGGAAGCUUCACCUGCUCUUCAAGAUCCACGAGAGGCUGAAGCGUUUCGAGAUGCGCGGCCCCAUCCCCGUCCAGGAGCAUGCGGCGCGCCUGGCCUUGGAUUUGGUGGAGGAACUGACACAUGGAGGGAGGGGAGCUGAGGCCAACGAACUGGUCGCCCUCUUGUCCAAACCCCACUUUAAGAGUCUCCUGUCUGUCCAUGACGCGGUGGCCCAGAGAGACUUUGAGCCCACUCUGCCGCCGAUACCUGACGAUGUGCUGGAGGAGGAUGACAACUCGGUCAAAAUUGUCAGUCUGAUCAAAACCAAAGAGCCCCUGGGGGCCACAAUUAAGAGAGAUGAAUCCACUGGGGCUAUUGUUGUGGCGAGGAUCAUGAGAGGAGGUGCAGCAGACAAGAGCGGCCUGAUUCAUGAAGGAGACGAACUGAAGGAGGUCAAUGGAGUCUCACUGGAGUACAAGAAGCCAAAGGAAAUCCUUCCACUCCUGGCUCGGUCUCAGGGCGAAAUUACAUUCACAGUCAUUCCUGCUUUCGCCAGGACCGAGGUGUCAUCAGAUAAGAAGAAGUUGUUUGUGCGGACUCUUUUUGACUACGAUCCCAAAGAUGAUCCCACCAUCCCCUGCAAGGAGGCAGCACUCGCCUUCAAGAGGGGCGACGUCAUCCAGAUUGUCAGCAAGGAGGAAGACACUUGGUGGCAGGCCUGUCGCCAUGGCAACGGCAACACCUGGGCAGGGCUCAUCCCCUCCCAACAGCUCCAGGAGAGGAGAGUUGCCCUACAGCGACCCAAAGCUCUGUUCAGACCUCGGCCAGUCAAGCCAACAGAUGAGGAAGUCAUGGAGGAUGCAGACUAUGGAGCUAUAACUGGAAUUCACAUUGCUGGCAUGAGAAGGAGUUUCCGACUUGGCAGAAGGGGAAGUCGGGCCAGAAUGGCAGCCCAGGCCAGGAGGAGGAGUGCUGGGAUGGACAGCUUGGUCCGGACCCCUACCUACGUGGAGGUAGUGCCAUACCACAGAAAUCCCCUGGACCCGCACCGUCUAGUCGUCCUGGUUGGGCCCAGCAGUGUUGGCGUUAAUGAACUGAAGAGGAGGCUCCUCAUCUCUGACCCUGAACGCUACAGCGUAACUGUACCACACACCACGCGUGAGAAGAGGAGGCAAGAGAAAGAUGGGGUGGAUUAUCAUUUUGUCUCAUUUCCUGUGUUUGAAGAAGACAUUCUCAAUCAUAGAUUCAUAGAAUAUGGGAGGUACAGAGGGCACUACUAUGGAACAAACCUGGACUCUGUUCUCAAGAUGAUGGCGGAGGGCAAGGUGUGCCUUCUGGACGUGCACCCCAAUAAAAUAAAGCAUGUGUACACAUUCGAAUUCAAACCAUACGUGGUGUUUGUGAAGCCUCCGCGCAUUGAGGAACUGCGACUCACCAGGAGGAGAGCCAAGUUCAUCUGUGAUGAGGAGGAGAAGAAACCAGUCAGGAUAUUUUCAGAGGAGGAUUUUGAGGAUAUGAUUGGCUUGGCUGAAUCCAUGGAGAGCCGGUACGGCCACCUGUUUGACAAGGUGAUCGUCAACGGCGAUAUCGCCACAGCGUUCAGAGAGCUGCGGGCGGACCUAGACGAGCUGGAAAAAGCAGAAGUCCACUGGAUUCCUGCAGAGUGGAUCUGCUCCUCACCAACGAGGUCCCACAGUGACUUUACAGGCUGGAUCUGAACUCCGAUCUCUUAAACGACUACACUGUACCAGCUAUUCAACAGCAAACUGUCCCCUGGUCAAAGAAGGCAUUUAGUUCAGUUUUGAGUUAAAUAAAAACAUCGCAGGUCAUGGGUAUGAACUUGCUUCUUAUGGAACACAGAACUGGGUUUGGGUCCUGAAAACAUCAACCAAACAAACACAGCAAAUGAUCAUAUUUAAGGUAUCGAAAUAGUAUAUCCAGUAUAGUUUUAUACCCUUUCAAAUUGAACCUUGAAUUUAUGUUGCUAAACUAGGCCUGUGUAUUCCAGUGUCCCCUUGAAUAUAGUCUGUAGCUAAUUAGCCAUACAUGCUGUCUCCCUCCCUCUGUCCCAGAGCCAGUUUUUCUGUUGGCAUUUGGCUGAAAUAAUGUCAGCUUGCAGGAUGGAGAAGAAAAAAAAAAAAAGAAGAGAAAACUCUCCAGAACUUGUGGCCGAGUGCAGUCCUUCCCUGCCAAGUCGCAAACAUCAGCAUGUAAUUAUUCUGACAGCUGCUGCACUUCAAUUAACUGUAAUGCACACCAGAGGAAUAUUAUUAGCAGCAGUCAGAGGGACAUUCAACAACAAGAUCAUCAGUCAAGUUGAAGCCAUCGGAGGCGGGGACAUGUAAACCUGUUUUUGCCGUCGAGGGCCAAAAAGCAAAUACUUUCAAGCCUCAGUGCUGUAUGAUUGAGUUGUGUAAAAUCACAGAUAAAGACUGUGUGUCAUUUACGCUCCGAAUGAUUUACAACUGUGCACCAAGUAGGAUUUUUUUCUUCAAACCAAACACUCAUGAUUCUUUAAAAGUUUCAAUUAAUGCAUUUUUAAGUAUCAUAGAUGUUGUGGGCUUACUCCGCAGCCUGAGAAUAAAUCAACUCUAAUAUGAAUUAUUACUUUUGGAGAGGGCGAGAAUAAUUAGCAGCAGCUCGCCAUUAGUGACGCCCCAUUAGCAAACAUUCAUAUUUGACUAUAGGAGCCGCCGGCCUGCUUUUAGAAGCCGUCAGACACCCAAGCACAGAUUCAGCAGUCUCCUCCGCAUGAGCUAUCCGAGCUAAUUUUAUUUAAUAGCUGCAUUUCUCUACAACCAGGGGGUUUCCUUCCUCUUUUGGACUCUGUGGUCAAUUGGGUGUGAAGGAGUGUUAAUGUGUCCAUCAUGUCAUGUUUGGGAGGAAGGGAGAGCAGCGUGAUGUGGAGGGAAGGUAAUGGGUUUCUGGGGAUUUGGGCCUUUGCCGGCAUACCGAGAGAGAGUUACGACUCAACAUAAAAUCCUACUGUAAAGGCAUGGUCAGCCUCGUCAUCAUGGGUUAGGCAGGGAUGAUGAGCAAAUCAGUGGAGUUAGAGGCUUGAGGUGAAUGUAGUAUUUAUUUACCUUGGCAGGGAUAGCAUAAUGUCAGACUUAAUCAAAAAUCACCGGGAGGCGGUGGCGUGCUGCUUUGUCUUGAGGUGCGAAUGGA
Molecule: messenger RNA, 3347 nt
Organism: Myripristis murdjan (pinecone soldierfish)
Lineage: Eukaryota; Metazoa; Chordata; Actinopteri; Holocentriformes; Holocentridae
Product: MAGUK p55 subfamily member 7-like
Exons: 19
Coding region: 80-1897 (605 amino acids)
Molecular function (GO): protein binding
Source: RefSeq, a predicted model, not a curated record